Molecule: messenger RNA, 1185 nt
Organism: Microthlaspi erraticum
Lineage: Eukaryota; Viridiplantae; Streptophyta; Magnoliopsida; Brassicales; Brassicaceae
Source: the annotation of a GenBank genome assembly
AUGGAGUGCCAGCUAGUAUUGUGUCAGACCGUGAUCCCAGAUUCACUUCAGAGUUUUGGAGAGCUUUUCAGGCAGAGAUGGGCACUAAGGUGCAUUGAGUACAGCUUAUCAUCCGCAGACAGAUGGUCAGUCAGAGAGGACUAUUCAGACUUUGGAGGAUUUGCUGAGGAUGUGUGUGUUGGAUUGGGGUGGCCAUUGGGCAGAUCACCUGAGCUUAGAGACGACAGAGAAGGUCGUGUUGUGAGGCUGAACAUGAAGGAGGCUCAGGAUAGGCAGAAGAGUUAUGCAGAUAGACGCAGACGAGAGCUUGAGUUUCAGGUUGGAGAUAGAGUUUAUCUCAAGAUGGCUAUGUUGAGGGGUCCUAACAGAUCCAUAGCAGAGAACAAGCUGAGUCCGCGAUUUAUGGGUCCGUUUCCAGUAGUGGAGCGAGUUGGGCCAUUGGCUUACAGGCUGGAGUUGCCUGAGAUUAUGAAAGCCUUUCACAAGGUUUUUCAUGUGUCGAUGCUGAGGAAGUGUCUUCACCCUACAGAGGAGUUAGUGGCUAGGAUUCCAGAGGAUCUUCAGCCAGAUUUGACAGUGCCGGCAGUGCCUGUGAGGAUUUUAGAGAGGAGGGAAAAGGUUCUGAGGAACAAGAGGAUUCCCUUACUGAGGAUUUUGUGGGAUUGCAGUGGUUCUACAGAGGAGACUUGGGAGCCAGAGGCAAAGAUGAAGUUGAAGUUCAGGAAGUGGUUCGACAAGCAGGUCGAGGAGAUUGCGAUCCUGAAUAACUCAUCAUGUUUUUGGAGACUUCGUUCUCUGGCAGACUCUCUGGGUGCAAGUAGGCCUCAGUUGAGUGUAGCUUAUCUGGGUGCAAGUAGGCCUCAGUAUAAGCAGUUUAGUUCAUCUGGGUGCAAGUGGGCCUCAGUAUGGACGUUUCGGGUUCGUCUGGGUGCAAGUGGGCCUCAGUGCGGACCGGUGUGGACUUGUCUGGGUGCAAGUGGGCCUCAGUACAAGUGGUUUGUGUGUUUGGAUGAUGAGUUAGGAGUGAAAUUUUUGGAACGUGCUUAUGACAUAGGAUUUGACGUAUGUCUCGGGGAUCAGGUGAGGAUCUCCAGUGUUGCGGCCUUGCGAGGUCGGGUUUUUGUGGUCUUUGUGACGUUUGUUGGGAUUCGAGGUCGAAUCCAGUUUAGUGGGGGAGAGUUGUAA